AUGUCGGCCCAAGAAGAAUUCGAUCAGCUGGUCCAGAACAACCGCGACAAGGCCGCCUCCCACCCUGAGGACCGCGACUCCUCCCCGCACUUCUCCGACGACGACGGCUCCUCCCCACCACGCCACCUGCGCCAACGUCGUGUCCUGGACUCCUCUGACGAGGACGAGGACGAGGACAAUAUGGUCUCCUCUCGUGGCAAUUAUCACAUCCCCAACACCGUCUACGAUGCCAACACCGGGCCCAAGGGUGUCAUUGCCGAUGCCCAGGCUUUCGAGCGUGCCCGCAAGAAGUCCUUCCGCAAGACCCUGCUCAGCGCUGCCGGCUUUGAUUCGCAUGCGCCUGUCUUUGGUGCGGGUAAGACAGAGCCGCCGGCACCCGCGGUCGAGGGGUCCUCUGGCAGUGAGGAUGACGAGGAUCGCUUUAUGCGGAAGUGGCGCGCGUCCCGCAUGCAAGAGCUCCAGAACCGAGGAAUGCGCCGCUCCCCACAUCGUGGCCGACACUUUGGCUCUGUCGAUACGGUCGAUGCCGCAGGGUAUCUUGAUGCUAUUGAGAAGGUGACCUCUGACACAGUCGUUGUCGUCUGCAUUUAUGAUCCGAAGUGCGAUAAUAGUGCCAUUGUUGAGGAGUGUCUUGUCACCAUUGCCCGCAGACAACCCACUACUCAUUUUGUUAAACUGCAUCAUGAGAUCGCCGAGAUGGACAACAUCCAGGCUCCUGCACUGCUGGCCUACCGUGAUGGCGAUGUCUUCGCCACCAUAGUUGACAUAAUUCGAAACAUUCCCAAAGGCCGCAGCUGCAGUGCUGAUAGCCUGGAAGACCUACUGAAGCUGAACCGUGUGCUCUGA
This is a messenger RNA of Penicillium macrosclerotiorum, 846 nucleotides long. RefSeq names its product phosducin family protein. Gene Ontology annotation, biological process: regulation of G protein-coupled receptor signaling pathway. Lineage: Eukaryota; Fungi; Ascomycota; Eurotiomycetes; Eurotiales; Aspergillaceae. Bases 1 to 846 code for a protein of 281 amino acids. The transcript is spliced from 3 exons. The record is from RefSeq and is a predicted model, not a curated record.